GGUCGGCCGCAUGAAGAUCGAGCUGUUCGCCGAUGUUGUACCCAAAACGGCAGAGAACUUCAGGCAGUUUUGUACGGGUGAAUUCAGGAAAGACGGUGUCCCUAUAGGUUAUAAAGGAAGCACUUUCCACAGGGUAAUAAAGGAUUUCAUGAUCCAAGGAGGUGACUUUGUAAACGGAGACGGCACUGGAGUAGCCAGUAUAUAUAGGGGUCCUUUUGCAGAUGAAAACUUCAAGCUGAAGCACUCUGCUCCUGGGCUGCUCUCUAUGGCAAACAGUGGUCCAAGUACCAACGGCUGUCAGUUUUUCAUUACGUGCUCCAAAUGUGACUGGUUGGAUGGAAAACACGUCGUGUUUGGUAAAAUUGUCGAUGGGCUGUUGGUGAUGAGAAAAAUUGAAAAUGUGCCUACGGGUCCAAAUAACAAACCCAAGCUGCCAGUUGUGAUCUCUCAGUGUGGGGAAAUGUAAAGCAAUGAAACAGAAAUGUGUCUGCAGAGAGCUGACUCAGUUCAGUGAAACGCCAGAAGAUGCUUCUCUAACAGCGUUAGUUUUUUGCCAGCUCAACUCCCUGAACUGGCUUCCCUCCGAGCUACACAGGCAUCAAAGGCAGUGCUAGAGGGAUAAGAUUUCGCAGCUGCGAUCAAGGGGAAGAUGGGGUGUGGAAGCUGUGCCUUGGAUGGGGUUAGGCUGCCUUGAAGCCUCGGCUUUAGAAACCAGUGGAUGAAAGGGAACUGCGACAGGAAUCCAGCUGGUAUUACCCAGACAGUCUAGGGGGUGGGGGGCUUCACUUUGACCUGCAGGUUGGUGAACUCUGAUUGCUACAGAAGGCAGAGCAUCCAUGUGCGGGAUGGAUGCCACCACUGAAGGGCCAAGGAAUUAUCAUGUUACAUAGUCUUACCUUAACUCGAAAAAAUACCACUGUCCUCAUCUGAAGGGAGAUGUUUCCAGCAUUUACUAUUAUUCAGGCUUCAUUUUGGUUAAACUAAUAGGCUCAAGACAGAGCUCAGGCUAACAUACAGUAUUCUGUUUCCAUUUGUCCGCCCACUUCACCGUAAAAAACACAAGCAUUUAAACAAAUCUGUCUAGAUUUCAAUGUGUCAGGCUGCAGCUUGUCAAAAAUCUGCUGUAUUAGCCUUUUGGUUGCUGA
This is a messenger RNA of Aptenodytes forsteri (emperor penguin), 1145 nucleotides long. RefSeq names its product peptidylprolyl isomerase H (gene PPIH). The coding region runs from base 11 to 466 and encodes 151 amino acids. Gene Ontology annotation, biological process: protein folding; protein peptidyl-prolyl isomerization. The record is from RefSeq and is a predicted model, not a curated record. Gene Ontology annotation, cellular component: intracellular membrane-bounded organelle. Gene Ontology annotation, molecular function: peptidyl-prolyl cis-trans isomerase activity. NCBI's taxonomy places the organism in Eukaryota, Metazoa, Chordata, Aves, Sphenisciformes, Spheniscidae. The transcript has 9 exons.